Hemibagrus wyckioides is the source of this 1319-nucleotide messenger RNA. RefSeq names its product glycophorin C (Gerbich blood group) (gene gypc). The transcript has 5 exons. The coding region runs from base 476 to 778 and encodes 100 amino acids. Gene Ontology annotation, cellular component: cortical cytoskeleton; membrane. Lineage: Eukaryota; Metazoa; Chordata; Actinopteri; Siluriformes; Bagridae. The record is from RefSeq and is a predicted model, not a curated record.
GAGGAAACAGAAAAAAAAAAACACCAGAGUUCACAUGCAGCUCAUCAGACCUAGCUACACACCGUUAGAAGAAGAUUAGAAAGUAUCAGGACUCGAGAAGAAUUCUCUCUUUCUCUCUCUCUCUCUCCCUGAAACAGGAAAAGUCACUUCCUAACGUGUUCACCCGUCUAAGGAAGCAUUUCCUGUGCAGGAGGAGGAGACAACUUGUUGCAAGGCAGCAAUUCAGAGAAAGUCGAAGCGAACACUCUGAUGGCGUACAAGUCAAACAACGAACAGGUUGGACAACCUUGAAGCCUUUCGGCUGAAAGCAAAUAACAGAGGUGGAGUGAGUGUGAUAAGGCACUACGUCAGUCUCUCGAUGCCAUUUUCUCUUCUUAUUCCAGUAUUUAUUGAGCGUCAGAACCAUCUGCAAGGCUAAAGCUGAUACCAAAAUCCAGGCUGUCCCCUUCAAUCUUUCUCACGGACAUUUCCUCACAUGCUCUUGAGGCCCGACUCAAUGAGAAUGGCAUCUAAUACGACCGAAUCUGGAAUGCAGACGCUCGAAAAUGUGGACAGCAGCUACUUCAACGUGAUCAUCGGUGCUGUCAUUGCUGCGGUAGUCCUGGUCUUCAUCUGCUUGCUCUUGGUGCUCUUUCGCUACAUGUACAGACACAAGGGCACCUACCACACCAACGAGGCCAAGGGCAGCGAAUUCGCCGAGACGGCAGACGCGGCCCUACAGGGAGAUCCAGCUCUUCAAGACGCCAUGGACGAGAGCAAGAAGGAGUAUUUCAUAUGAGUCAUACACAGAGACUGAAUACGGAAAGCCAUGCCUUAAAACUUUGUCAUCGAGCCUCUGAUCUGAUCUCAGGUGGUUCACCACCAAAGUGUAUACAAUCUUAUACUCAUUAUAAUGGAACAUACAAAAGUAUAGAGAAGACUAUGGGUAAUUUUUUUGCCUAGCAACCCGGAUUUGAAGGAAACAGGUCAUCCAGAGGUGUAAAGCUUUAAAGUGAACAUCUAAUGGUUGACCAGAGAAAUUGUGACACAAAUCAGCAGGUAAAUGAAGGUAAAAGCUGGAAUAUGAAAUGACUAUCAAAUAGCCAAAGAGAAGAAAUACCAGCAGGUGACUAAAAGACUGUGGACAAAAGAGGUGUGAUAUCUUUCGUAUGCAAAUAAGAUGAAAUCUUUUGGCUUAUUGCUUGACAUUCAGUGUUGUUUAACUGGGUACUGGAUCAGAAACAGGAAAGCAUGCAUUAAUUAAUUAAUCAGCCAUAUAUUGAUUGUGUAUGUAUAUAUAUAUAUAUAUAUAUAUAUAUAUAUAUAUAUAUAUAUAUAUA